Portunus trituberculatus (swimming crab) is the source of this 2074-nucleotide messenger RNA. RefSeq lists its product as uncharacterized. NCBI's taxonomy places the organism in Eukaryota, Metazoa, Arthropoda, Malacostraca, Decapoda, Portunidae. The transcript has 4 exons. The record is from RefSeq and is a predicted model, not a curated record. The coding region runs from base 65 to 1597 and encodes 510 amino acids.
GUGUGUGUGUGUGUGUGUGUGUGUGUGUGUGUGUGUGUGUGUGUGUGUGUGAUUCAGAGGAGCCAUGGAGAGGAAGCACAGAGAGACAAUCAUGGCCACACUCUACGUCAUUCUACUGGCAAUAGUGAUGGAAAACACGGUGUGUCUUCAUGCAGAGGCCAAAGGCACGGAUGGUCUCUUUCCUCUCCCAUCUUUUCCUCCUCUCUCUAAUCUCUCUCCUCUUCCUUCAAUCGCUCCCACCGCUCCUGAAAACACUACUGAAGAUGAUGACAAUGCGCUGCAGCUGAAGGAGGCGACACUGUGCAGCAAUGGCGGCAGCAUGUGGCACUGUGGCCCUGGCGAGGCGGAGUUGUGGGGCGUCAGUCAGGAGGACGAGUUCAGCCUCAAUCUGCACGAGAUGAGUGCCGGCAUCAGGACGCUACUACACAGCAAGGACUUCACGCGGCUGUGGGCCAUCAUUCCUCGCACCAUCUUACUGAGCUUCCCCCAGAAGACGCUGCUCGGCAACGUCCUGGGUCUGGACACCAGCUCCUUCUCUGCUCACAUUGCUGCCGUGGUGUUCUUCGGGUGGCCUUUCCUCAUGCUGGGCCUCUACAUCUUCCUCAUCCUCCACUACCCAAACAAGAAGAGCGGCAGCGACUUUGAAAAGAUGGUGACACACAUGGCGGAGUCUUGGUCACACGUCAUGUACGCCGCGGAGGACAAUUUCUUAAACUUCAUGGAAGACGUGACGGACCAUGGCCAUCAUGACCAAGGCCACGGCCAUCACCACGACCCUCACCACCACCAUGACCAAGGCCACCAUCAUGGCCAUGCCAGCUUUCAUCCUCGUAUUGAAUACAACCCCGAGUACAACCCCGAUGUUUCUCUUGAUCAGCACACUUUCUACAAUCACUACUACAACGAGCACGGCCACGACGAACAUCAGGAGUACGUGUGGCAGGAUCACGCCUUCCAUGAUGGUUCCUCAGCACCGUCAGCCCACCGCCCGUACAUGACAGAAGCACCAGCCCACACCGGCGACAUCAUUCAACUGACUAACAAGUUUGGUUACCAUAACAAUAUUCCAGACGAAGAGGAAAUCACACGACUGAACAACAAGUUCGGUUUGCACAACAAUAUUCCAGACGAACAGAAAAUCAAGUAUCUGAAUAUCGUCCUCGGAGGAAAUUACCGACAGACCACUGAUCAACCUCUAGUGCAGGAUGGACACGUGGCAAGUUUAUCCUCUUCAUAUGGGACAUUCCACACAUGGCCUCCUAUAGGACACAGCCCACACCACCACUCACAGAUAACCCCUGGCUGGCACCAGAAACUCGACAUACAGAGACCUUUUUAUCCAACGCGAGGUCCGAGCUUCGUCAGUUUCCAGCAUGACUCGCAGCCUUUACGAGAUGGGUAUCCAUACCCUCGCUUCCGCCCUUCCGUCCUCAUGCAGGAGUCACUGAGGGAGGACUGGGUGGCUGCCUUAGACCCAAAAAGCACCCUGAAUGAGACAGAUGCAAAAGAAACCAGCAUAACUUCUAAGAUUAAUGAUGACGAGGACGAGACGACGGUAGCAACCACGACGAGAGGAAUUUUGACAGCGUCACCUUAACAUGUGUGGUCCAGUGUGACGAUGUUCUUUUAUCUUGAAUUCUCCUAGUGUAGAAGGAGACUGGUAAAGAGCAUAUAAUCCCAUAAUGAUUUCGUGAAGUCUGUUGGUGUUCAUCUCUUGAAACACUGGCUAUAAAUAUCUGAAAACAUAGAAAGGCAAAACAAAAAAAUCUUAGAAUUUUCAAGAUAGAGCAGACUACAAAACUGAAUAACCUUUUGCAUUGACGAGACAAACAAGUGCAGAGACCAAAGAAAGAAAAGUCUUCAAUAGAACGGCAGAGAAAGGCAGUUAAUUCCGGCACAGCAAUGUGAAAACACUGAUCCAGUGAAUAGUGACAAAUUGAAAUGACAUAGCCAAACAAAUAAAUCGCGGUGGCGUAGUGGAUAAGGUGGUGAGCGUGGGAUCGAGCAGACGUCCACGCGUAGGUUCGAAUCCCACCACGUACAGUCUUAAACACUUUGCCAUUUGUCGAGUGGU